CCGGACGCCGGUCGGCGCGCAGGCUCAGGUUGCUGCCGCUUGGAACUUGAGGAGCGCUUCUGUGGCCACGGCCUCGGCCUCUGGAUCGGGUCCGUCCGGCCGCGUGCGACAAACUCGAGUGGGAGCAGGCGGAGGUGCGGCGCGGCCCAGGGCCGCAGCCUUCGCAGGCGCCCGCCGCCAGCCGAGCCUUCGCAGAGUUACUCCAUGCAUCCGGAGCCUGCCCCGCCCCCGAGCAGCAGCAAUCCCGAGCUUCCCUUGAGCGGCGGCAGCAGCACCAGCGGCAGCCGCCGGAGUCGCCGCCGCAGCGGGGACGGGGAGCCCUCGGGGGCCCCACCGCUGCCGCCGCCGCCCGCCGUCGGCUACCCGGACUGGAUCGGCCAGAGUUACUCCGAGGUGAUGAGCCUCAACGAGCACUCGAUGCAGGCGCUGUCCUGGCGCAAGCUCUACUUAAGCCGCGCCAAGCUCAAAGCGUCCAGCCGGACCUCGGCUCUUCUCUCCGGCUUCGCCAUGGUGGCGAUGGUGGAAGUCCAGCUGGAUACAGACCAUGACUAUCCCCCAGGGUUGCUCAUUGUCUUCAGUGCCUGUACCACGGUGCUGGUGGCCGUGCAUCUGUUCGCACUCAUGAUCAGUACCUGUAUCCUCCCCAACAUUGAGGCUGUGAGCAACGUCCACAACCUCAACUCAGUCAAAGAGUCGCCGCACGAGCGCAUGCACCGCCACAUCGAGCUGGCCUGGGCCUUCUCCACUGUCAUCGGGACGUUGCUCUUCCUGGCUGAGGUCGUGCUGCUCUGCUGGGUCAAAUUCUUACCCCUCAAGAGACACUCAGGCCAACCAAGCCCGACCAAGCCCCCUCCCGAGUCAGCAGCUGUCGCCAACAGCAGCGGCAUCACCCCGGGUGAGGCGGCAGCCAUUGCCUCCACUGCCAUCAUGGUCCCCUGUGGCCUGGUUUUCAUCGUCUUUGCCGUUCACUUCUACCGCUCACUGGUCAGCCAUAAGACAGACCGGCAGUUCCAGGAGCUCAACGAGCUGGCAGAGUUUGCCCGCUUGCAGGACCAGCUGGACCACAGAGGGGACCAUUCUUUAACACCCGGCACCCAUUACGCCUGAGUCUUUGCCUUCCCACUGGCCCUGGGGAACUUUCGAGCUUUCGCCUUAACGCCCUUCCCAUGACCUUGUCCUGGCCGGAUCUAGAGGACAGCCUACGCAGGCGGCUGGGCUUCACCACGGCAGAGUGUGGAGGGAAGAGGCUUUAAAAAAAAAAAUCACUGCACUAUGAGACUUUCUUCUGUGAGAAUAAGCACUCCCUGUUCUUCCAGCUCUGGGUCCCCCUCCUGGUAGGAUGUGGGGGUGGUGUGGGACAGAUGCUCUUUGUCCAAUUCUCCUCCCCCGCACCAGUGCCACCCGGAUGCUUCCUGUCCUCCUUCUCAGCCUCCUUCCCAGUUCGUGUGAAUGUGUGUGUGUGUGUGCGUUUGUGCGUGUGUGUGUGUGUGUGUGCGCGCGCACUCGUGGGCGUGUCACAUAAAAUAUACACACAAGGGACACCUCUUCUCGUGUCUGCGUUUCUUGGGUCUAGACUGUGAUAGAAUGCCCUAGUCAAUUGAUCUUUCUGAAAAUUGAGGAAAGGGGCUCAGGGGCAGAACACUAGCUUCAUGGGGCCAAAGCCUUGGCCUCAGACCACCAGCCUUGACAACAAUUGUGUUGCUGGCCAUGGAACUCAGGACUUGACCCGGCACUCUUCCACUGAGCUAUACUCCAAGACAUGUAACUUUGCUUGGAUAAAAGACGCCUUUGUGGGGUGGUGGUGACAACACACACACCUGUACUCCCAGUACUGGGAAGGCAGAGGCAGGCGGAUCUUAACAGCACUUGACUGUGCUUCCAGAAGACCCAAGUUUGAUGCCUGAUAUCCGUGUUGUAGCUCACAACCAUCUGUAACUUCCAUUACAGGAGAUUCAACAGCCUCUUCUGGCCUUUAUGGGGACUAGGCACACAUGUGUUCAUAGGCAUGCAGGCAAGGCAAAAAACACACACAUUAAAGAAUUUUAAGAGUCCUGGGUGGUGGGUGGUGCACGCCUUUAAUCCCAGCGCUCUGGAGGAAGAGGCAGAGGAAUCUCUAAAGUUUGAGGCCAGCCUGGUCUACAGAGCAAGUUCCAGGACAGCCAGGGCCAGACAGAGAAACUGUCUUAAAAAAACAACAAAAAAUAAACAAAAGACUCAAGGCCAGAGAGAUGGCUCAGUGGUUAAGAGUACUUGCUGCUCUUCCAGAAAACCAAAGUUUAGUUUUCCAGCACCCACAUAGGACACAGCUCACAACUGCCUGUAACUUCAGCUUCAAGGAUCUGAUCCCCUUUUCUGGCCUCACUGGGCACCAGCAUACAUAUGACGUAUGCUCACAUAGAUACACAGCUAUUCUUGUUAGCUUAAAUAUGACCUAAAAACAAAGCUAUUUCUUUACAUAGCCACAACUCAUUGAUCAAAUUAAAAAAACAAAAUGAACAAAACUUAAGAACAGAAUUUUAAGUAGCCAAGGCUGACCUUGAACUUGUGGUCUUUCAGGAACAUCCAGUGUCCAGGUGCUGGAAUUAACAGUUUUGUGCAGCACACAUCCACUUAACAGGAUGCGGUCAAACCUAGGGCUUCUUCUAUGUUAGGCGAGUGUUCUGCUUUGUCUAAAUCCUCGGUCCAGAUGCAGGAAAUUGGAUUUGGGUUCACUGCAGUCACUUCCUGAUACUCACGUUCCGUUUCCUACUUUAGGACCACCCUUUACAGCAGCCCGUUUCUCCACCCCAGGUAUACUAGAGUUGUCGCUUAAUGUCUACCUUAGUGUGGAACAGUCGCUUGACUUCUGCCUUUUCCAGACUGGACCUUUGGGAGUUUUAUUAAGAUGGUUUCAUGUAGCUCAGGCUCACCACGAACUUGCUAUGUAAUGGAGAAUUUACCUUGAACAGCUGAUACUCCCCUGUUUCCCAUGUUCUGGGAUGACAGGUAUACCACCAUACCAGGUGGCUUGCAGAACUGGGGACAGACAAACCCAGAGCUUCCUGAAUGCUAAACAGGCUCUCUAGGGACUGAGCGACAUCCCAGGACAGGCUCCAAAGCUACACAGAGAAACUUGUCUCAAAAAGCAAAACAAAACAAUUUUUUUUUAAUGUUCAUGUAUGAGUGCUUGCAUGUAUGUAUAUAUGUGUACCACAUGCAUGCCUGGUGCCUUUGGUGUGCAGAAGAGGGGGCCACAUCACCUGAGACCUGGACUGCAGUUGUGAGCUACUAUGUAGGUUCUCGGGACAAAACAUGGGUCUUCUGUGAGAGCAGCUGGUGCUUUUAUCACUGAGCCAUCUGUCCAGCCCAGAGCUUUUUUCCAAGGGUAGUUUUACAGAAUGCCGUGUUAGUUUAGCUUCUUGAUAGUUGUAGCCAUUACAUGUGGGGGUGUUGUAAGUACUGCGUGCUGCUCACUGGACCCUCAGUGUUCUCAGCAUGAUAAUAUUCACUGCAGGAAACAAAGUUGAUGCUCAAGGAAGCUAAUGUAGCGGGCCUUUGUGUCAUGUGACCAGGGAGGGACAAAAAAGGCGACUCAGGACUGGUGUCAGCUAGCGGUCUCGGACAUUUCAGUCCGUGUUGAUGAAGAGGGUACGACAGAGACAUUAGUUUGUGUCACUGCAGCCAAGAGUCAAACAAGGGGACCUAGGAAGUGACCACAGCGAGAUCCAGUCCCCGGGGAUUCACAUCCAGUGGCUUUCCCGUCAAGCGCCACCUCCCAUCCUUCACCACCUCCCAAUAAUGCUGUGCAGAGAGCCACGACUCCCUGCCAUUGAUUAGGUCAGAGACCUUGUGAGCUAAUCGUCUUUGGAAAUGCUCGCACAGACCCCAAGGUGCUUUACUAAUCCCCUGCGCUUUUCCUAAUCCAGUGAAGUUGACAGUGAAGAUUAAGCAUCUAUCACAAUAACUUGCCAGAACUCAAACCUGGAAGGUGCCUCAGAGCUCAGGGCCUCGAAAGAAUCUUACCCAGGCAGGGUCUGGCGUUGCCUGAAGAAUGGGAAGGUGCAGGGGCCCUGGGCCUGCCUUGCAGGGCUACAGUGAGCAGGGUCUACCUUUACCACAGCUCUCACCACUCCCUGUGGUUCACACUGGGCCACCUGUUGUUACUUCCCUUGGGCUAUCGGAUGGCUCAGCAAAUACAGGAGCUGUCCAUCUGAGUUCAUAUCCCGGAACCCGCAUGGCAGAAGGAGAGACAGUUCUCACCAGUUGUCCCCUGACCUCCACACAUGCAAUAUGGAACUUGCAGACACGGUCACAAUAAACGUAAAUUUAAGGACAUUACGUCCCUGACUCCCACAGGCCCUGAGUUUGAGAUGUGUCUGCCUGGUUUUGUUUGUCUUCUAAUGGUGCUGAGAAUCAAAUGAAGGGCAUCGUGCAUAACAAGCAGGCAUCCUACCACUGAGCUGUAUCCCCAGGCCCUGUAAAGUAGCUUAGGGCCUAAUGUUUGUCAUGCUCCCAUCACUUCACAACCAUCCUGCAUCUCGGCAUCACUGCACAAGGGCCAUCCUCGAGAGAUGCUAGGUACGACUGGGGAGGGUCCCAAGCGCUACCUCUGCUCCCCAGAGAAGCCUGGCUAUCACUAAAUCACCUUCCUGCUUCUCUAGAGACCCAGGAUCCUGCUGGAAUUACUCCUGGACAAUGACUGAAAUCUAAUGUUUUGAUUCCUGAAUGUGUCUGGAUCAAGAAUCACCCGGCUGACUUGUAGAAUGUAGAUCCCCGAGCAUCGCCAUCCGCCAUGAGCUGAUUCAGGUUGGCGGUUGGUCUGGGUAGGUCUCUGGAAUCUAUUUCUAACAAGUACCCAGGCACCUGGAGUAAAUACUCCUUACGAGCCCCGUCUUGGAGCUGAGGUGUAGCUCAGUGGUAGAGCAUUGGCUCAGCCUACACCAGGCUUUGUGUUCUA
Molecule: messenger RNA, 4936 nt
Organism: Chionomys nivalis (European snow vole)
Lineage: Eukaryota; Metazoa; Chordata; Mammalia; Rodentia; Cricetidae
Gene: Orai1
Product: ORAI calcium release-activated calcium modulator 1
Exons: 2
Coding region: 205-1107 (300 amino acids)
Biological process (GO): store-operated calcium entry
Cellular component (GO): membrane
Molecular function (GO): store-operated calcium channel activity
Source: RefSeq, a predicted model, not a curated record